Pangasianodon hypophthalmus (striped catfish) is the source of this 3083-nucleotide messenger RNA. It is a transcript of the gene haus5, whose product is annotated as HAUS augmin-like complex, subunit 5. Gene Ontology annotation, cellular component: centrosome; HAUS complex. Gene Ontology annotation, biological process: centrosome cycle; spindle assembly. Bases 629 to 2566 code for a protein of 645 amino acids. The transcript is spliced from 19 exons. The record is from RefSeq and is a predicted model, not a curated record. NCBI's taxonomy places the organism in Eukaryota, Metazoa, Chordata, Actinopteri, Siluriformes, Pangasiidae.
AUAGUAUUUUACCAUACAGGUUCAUAAAAUGAAUUUAAAACUAUUUCCUCCACCUGAAAAAUGUGUUCAAAGUCAAUUUAUUCAUGUAAUUGAUGACGUAGUGUGACGUAGACGGAAGUAAAAAUAAACCCGGGAAGCGGUGCGAAUUUUAAACAGCAAAUUUUUAAUCAACCUUUCGUGGAAAAUAAUAUUCAGCAUUUUUUUAGUACGUUUAGUACGUAGUUGACUCUGAUGCUAGUGCACAGUUUUAUAUUUGAAAAGAACAAAUUACAAAUUUGGUUAACCGUUCGGGUUAGAGCUCGUUUACCUAAAUAUCCGUUAGCUAACUUUUUAAAGAUAUAUUUCCUACCCGUAUACUGACUAAUCAGUUGUGAUUGGAUGAUACACUCUAGCACGGCUUUCCGAUAGGCUGACUGCGUUUGAGUACGAACUUCUAGCCAAUCAGAGCAACCAGGAGGCGGGAUUUGUCGGAAUACGGGUGGCUGGAUAAUAUAGAGAACGUAUGUUAGCUUAACGAUUCAUUCUCUAGGUCUGUGUUGGGAAAGAAUUAUUAUUUACAGUUCAGUUAGUAUUUAGAAUUCAUAAAGGUUGGGCAGAGUGCUGGCUAGUGAAGGAAUUAACUGAGAAAAUGGGGAGUUUGGUUCAGGAGGUGAAGCGUUGGGCGACAGAAGAGCUGGAUUUGCCUCCUCACAGCCUGCCACACGACAGCUACAUUAAAACGUUAUGUGUUGGUGCAGGGGCCUCAAUUUGGAAAUAUGUCAUACAGCAUGUUUACAGUGAGAGGAAGGUGCGACUCAUGCGAGGGAAUCUUCAGUGGUACAAAAUUCUUCAGGAUAAAGAGCUGAAGCAGGUGGAGGGACAAAAUAAAGACGCUCGGCGUGUGGAGCUGCAGAGGGAGAUCUCCGAGCUGCAGACUGAGCUCAGUCACAUAGACCAGAAGAUCAGCACAGCCAAGGAGCAGCUCGCUAACGAAGAGCAGAAUGUGAACAGACAGCGCGCUCAGUAUGAGGAGAGCAGACUGAGGGAGCUGAUGCUGGACUCAUUCAGGCUGCGCUGCGCUGAGGAACGAGACGCUCUCUCACACGACACACACACCAUCAGCAGCCAGUGGCAGGCUUUAGAACAGCUCUCCAGGAAAGCCGAGGUGAAGGUAGUGUUUGGAGGAUCGGACGACGGAGACAGCGGAACGGCCGCAGAGCCUCUGGUUUUAAGGAACGUUCGGGAUCUGUGCAGGGAGCGAAUCCUCUUCUUCCAGUCUCUGCAGGACAACAUGCUGAAGUCCACUUCUUCAGAGUUUACUUCUGAUCAGAGGAAUGCAGCUUAUCAGCACUGGCUUAGUGCCGUGGAGGAUGUGCUGCGAUCUCAUCCGCCGAAUCAGGUCCUUUUAGCUCUGCAGGCUUUGGCCUCCAAGCAGCAGGUGGCGCUGGAGGAGAAAACCGCAGCUUUGGAUGUGGAACGUGACGUUUCUGCUCUCGGGUUUCGGUAUGAGAGUAAUCAUCUGCUCGAUGUGUCCGUGGAGGAAGAGGAGGACUUGCCGCCGGUUCGCAGUCUGCUACAGUCUGCGUGGGAGGAGGUGGAACACUGUUACAUGCGCUUGGCGGAGGUUCGGAGUAGAGCUCGGAGACUGCACGCUGAUCUCGACACUCUCACGAAGGACGUCCAGCUAAGAAUUCUGGGACAGGACGAUCUCGUUAACCCCAUGGCCCGGAGUGUGUUUGAACUGGAGCUGCAGGCGGUCAGACAGACUGCGAUGAGAGACAGCGUGCGAGAGCAGUGUGCACAGCUCCAGCUGGAGAACCGAGAGAAACGUGAGGCUCUGCGCAGCCUCCACACGCAGUGGCAAAGCAUCAUGGACUUCAGGCAGCUCGUGGAUAUUAGACAGGAACAGAUAAGGAGUCUGAUCAAAGGAAACUCCACCAUGAAGACUGAACUCACACGUGUUCACUCAGAGCUGAGGCAGUUUGUGCGGGAGAAGCUCAGUCCACAGUUUGAGGGUGUGAUCCGGUCUGCUAAUGAGCUCCGUAACUCCGUGUCCCAUGAGGCCAAGCUGUUUAACUCGGUGUCUCUCGCGGCCCUGGACCGCAGGAUUGUAGACGGUGAGAGAAUACCGGUGAAUCAGCUCUCCUUGUAUCGCGGGAACUCUCCGGCUCUGCAGGCCGUCCAUCAGAGCCUCUGCACGCCGCUGUACAUGGCGCCGGAGUUGUUGCUCUCUCAGACGGUGUCUCAGAGGCUGCAGCUGCGUUUCCUCCGUCGCCUCCUGCAGCUGCGCACGGACUCUCUAACAGACAUGCAGAACCGGACCGCGCAGCUGCCUGGUCCUAAUCAGCAGGCUCUGCUGCAGCGUGUGAAAGCGGAGGAUGCAGACUUGCUGCAGUCUCUGUUGCCUCGUCUUCAGGAGCUCACACAGAGAUGCUCUAAAGGCGUGGCCUACGCCAGUCAGGUCAACACCGCCAUCACACACUGGUGGGAGCAGCCGGCUCAGUUUGCUCUGCCAGACAUGCAGCAGGAGGGACUGACUUUCCAGCAGUGGCUGCAGAGAUGGAAACUGGCUACAAAGGAGCUUUAAACUCAGACAUUUGUAAUCUGUAUCACUACAAACUUAAAAUUAAUCUGGAACUUGUAUUUCUAAAUAAUGGUCCAUUUGCUUUUAAAUCACAUUAAAGGAACAGUUUGUAUUUUUUAAUGUAAUGUAAGCGUUCGCUACAACGGAGAAUGUUCUUGCAGGCAGCAAAGAAAACACGGACGCGUGUUCUCAUUCCUCCCUUUCUGCACCGUCCGUUUCCUUUUUAGGAAAAAGGAGGCAGGGCUGAGCAGCUCUGUUCCAGCUGGAGGCGGGGCUAGAAAGUGUAGCCUAAAGCAGAGUAGCCUUGUGUAUGUGUAAGGAAUAAAACACGUGGGUUGUGGGAGUGUGGUGUAAUAGGAAAAUAAUCAAGCAGCACUGCUCUUUCAGGGUGUUUUAUAUUGUUGUGAAUCUUCAACAACUCCAUUUAUGGCAAAAUGGCAUCUUUCUUUUAGACAGACAUGUUGCUGUACAGUCAUGAUUUUUUUUUUUAAAUACACAUUUUAUGAUUUUUUUUCCCCCC